Molecule: messenger RNA, 9058 nt
Organism: Coregonus sp. 'balchen'
Lineage: Eukaryota; Metazoa; Chordata; Actinopteri; Salmoniformes; Salmonidae
Source: the annotation of a GenBank genome assembly
CAGUGUUGUCUAGCAGGCUAUGUGUUGCUGUGCAUCUCUAAUUGGUGGGUUCUGGCUGCGCUGUAUGCUGGUUGGCUGUAUCUGGACAGGGACACACCCACCAGCGGAGGUCGGAGGUCAGAGUGGCUUCGGAACUGCAGCGUCUGGAAACACUUCAGAGACUACUUCCCUCUCAAUGUAAGACUGACCUCUAACCUGAACACUAACAGGCUUCCAAAAUUGUCAAAGACUCCAGCCACCCUAGUCAUAGACUGUUCUCUCUGCUACCGCACGGCAAGCGGUACCGGAGUGCCAAGUCUAGGUCCAAAAGACUUCUCAACAGCUUCUACCCCCAAGCCAUAAGACUCCUGAACAGCUAAUCAUGGCUACCCGGACUAUUUGCACUGCCCCCCCCACCCCAUCUUUUUACGCUGCUGCUACUCUGUUAAUUAUUUAUGUAUAGUCACUUAACUCUACCCACAUGUACAUAUUACCUCAACUACCUCAACUAGCCGGUGCCCCCGCACAUUGACUCUGCACCGGUACCUCCCUGUAUAUAUAGCCUCCCUACUGUUAUUUUAUUUUACUGCUGCUCUUUUUUUCUCAACACUUUUUUGUUGUUGUUUUAUUUUACUUUUUUUUAUAAAAAUAAAUGCACUGUUGGUUAAGGGCUGUAAGUAAGCAUUUCACUGUAAUGUCUGCACCUGUUGUAUUCGGCGCAUGUGGCCAAUAAAAUGUGAUUUGAUUUGAUUUGAUUUAUGGGCCGUAACUUUAGCAGAGUGUGAGACGCUACAAACACACACACCAAUACACACACACACACCAAUACACACACCAAUACACACACACCCAAACACACACCAAUACACACACACCAAUACCACACACACACCAAUACACACACCAAUACACACACCAACACACACACCAAUACACACACACACCAAUACACACACACCAAUACACACACACACCAAACACACACACCAAUACACACCACACACACCAAUACACACACACACCAAUAACACCACACACACACCAAACACACCACACCAAACACACAACACACACACACCAAUACACACACACACCAAAACACACACACACAUCAAUAUACACACACACACACACCAAUACACACACACACCAAUACACACACACACACCAACACACCCACACACCAAUACCAACACACACCAAUACACACACACACCAAUACACACAACACACACACCAAUACACACGUAACACACACCAAUACACACAACACCACAACACACAAUACACACACACAAAACACACACAAAUACACAAACACACCACACACAAACACACACAAUACACACAACACACAACCACAACACACAAAACAACCACAUACACCACACACCAAUACAAAACACACACACAACACAACCAAACACAACACACACCAAUACAACACCAACACACACAAUACAAACACACACACCACAUACCAAACACACACACAACACAAAACACAAACCACACCAAACACAACACCAAACAAACAACACACACCCCAAAUACAAACACACACACACCAAACACACACACACAUACAACACCACCAUACAAAACACACCACCACCAAUACAAACGCAACACACCCCCAAAACACAACACACACAAACACAACACAACACCCAAUACAAAACACAACACACCAACAAACACACACACACACCAAUACAAAACCACACAACAAAACAACACAACACACACACACAAUACCACACACACACCAAUACACACACACCAUCACACACACAACACACCAAACACACACACACUAAUAAACACACACACAUCAAUAUAUUUUCUGCUGUCCUCUCCCUCCUCUGCUCUCCUCUGCUCUCUCUCUCUCUCGACUCUCCCUCUCUCUCUCUCUCUCGUCCUCCCAAUUCUCUCUCUCUCUCUCUCCUCUCUCUCUCUAUUCCAUCCUCUCUCUCUCUCUCUCUCUCUCUCUCUCUCUCUCCUCUCCCCCUCUCCACUCCCCCUCUCUACUCCCCCUCUCUAUCUAUCCCUCUCUCUCUCCAGCUCAUAAAGACGGUGGAUCUGGACCCUGAUUCUAACUACAUCUUUGGGUUCCACCCCCAUGGUGUUCUGGUGGCGGGGGGCUUUGGGAACUUCUGUACGGAGGCAUCAGGGUUCUCCUCGCUGUUCCCUGGGCUGACCCCCUACCUCCUGAUGCUGCCCUUCUGGUUCAGAAUACCCUUCUUCAGGGACUACAUCAUGUGUGGAGGUUAGUACUCUAACCUCUGACCUAUAACCCCUAAUCUCUGACCCUAAUACCCCUCUUCAGGGACUACAUAGUGUGUGGAGGUUAGUAACCCUGACCUCUAACCCCUAAUCUCUGACCCUAAUACCCCUCUUCAGGGACUACAUAGUGUGUGGAGGUUAGUAACCCUGACCCCUGACCCCUAAUCUCUGACCCUAAUACCCCUCUUCAGGGACUACAUAGUGUGUGGAGGUUAGUAACCCUGACCCCUAAUCUCUGACCCUAAUACCCCUCUUCAGGGACUACAUAGUGUGGAGGUUAGUAACCCUAACCCCUAACCCAUAAUCUCUGACCCUAAUACCCCUCUUCAGGGACUACAUAGUGUGUGGAGGUUAGUAACCCUAACCUCUAACCCCUAAUCUCUGACCCUAAUACCCCUCUUCAGGGACUACAUAGUGUGUGGAGGUUAGUAACCCUGACCUAUAACCCCUAAUCUCUGACCCUAAUACCCCUCUUCAGGGACUACAUAGUGUGUGGAGGUUAGUAACCCUGACCCCUAAUCUCUGACCCUAAUACCCCUCUUCAGGGACUACAUAGUGUGUGGAGGUUAGUAACCCUGACCUAUAACCCCUAAUCUCUGACCCUAAUACCCCUCUUCAGGGACUACAUAGUGUGUGGAGGUUAGUAACCCUGACCCCUAACCCCUAACCUCUGACCCUAAUACCCCUCUUCAGGGACUACAUAGUGUGUGGAGGUUAGUACUCUAACCUCUAACCCCUAAUCUCUGACCCUAAUACCCCUCUUCAGGGACUACAUAGUGUGUGGAGGUUAGUAACCCUGACCCCUAACCCCUAAUCUCUGACCCUAAUACCCCUCUUCAGGGACUACAUAGUGUGUGGAGGUUAGUAACCCUAACCCCUAAUCUCUGACCCUAAUACCCCUCUUCAGGGACUACAUAGUGUGUGGAGGUUAGUAACCCUGACCUUUAACCCCUAAUCUCUGACCCUAAUACCCCUCUUCAGGGACUACAUAGUGUGUGGAGGUUAGUAACCCUGACCCCUAACCCCUAAUCUCUGACCCUAAUACCCCUCUUCAGGGACUACAUAGUGUGUGGAGGUUAGUAACCCUGACCUUUAACCCCUAACCUCUGACCCUAAUACCCCUCUUCAGGGACUACAUAGUGUGUGGAGGUUAGUAACCCUGACCCCUAACCCCUAAUCUCUGACCCUAAUACCCCUCUUCAGGGACUACAUAGUGUGUGGAGGUUAGUAACCCUGACCUCCAACCCCUAAUCUCUGACCCUAAUACCCCUCUUCAGGGACUACAUAGUGUGUGGAGGUUAGUAACCCUGACCCCUAAUCUCUGACCCUAAUACCCCUCUUCAGGGACUACAUAGUGUGUGGAGGUUAGUAACCCUGACCCCUAAUCUCUGACCCUAAUACCCCUCUUCAGGGACUACAUAGUGUGUGGAGGUUAGUAACCCUGACCCCUAACCCCUAAUCUCUGACCCUAAUACCCCUCUUCAGGGACUACAUAGUGUGUGGAGGUUAGUAACCCUGACCCCUAACCCCUAAUCUCUGACCCUAAUAACCCUCUUCAGGGACUACAUAGUGUGUGGAGGUUAGUAACCCUGACCUCUGACCUAUAACCCUUGACCCUAAUACCCCUCUUCAGGGACUACAUAGUGUGUGGAGGUUAGUAACCCUGACCCCUAACCCCUAAUCUCUGACCCUAAUACCCCUCUUCAGGGACUACAUAGUGUGUGGAGGUUAGUAACCCUGACCCCUAACCCCUAACCUCUGACCCUAAUACCCCUCUUCAGGGACUACAUAGUGUGUGGAGGUGAAGCUGAGUCUCUGUGAGCUGUCUGAGUGGUUAGUGUGUGUAGUGUGUGUAGUGUGUAGUGUGUGUAGUGUGUGUAGUGUGUGUAGUGUGUAGAGUGUGUGUGUAAUGUGUGUGUGUGUACACACUGUGUUUUCUCAGUCACAGGGUUGUCCAGUUGUGAAAGUUUCUGUUGAAAUGUCUGACAACGCUGACCAAGUAGGUAACACUGACACACACUGACACACACACACACACACACACAUAUCUCCCCCCUCCUGACUCAACUCUAUUUCACAACAGGCCAGUGGCUGACUGCGUAAAUACAGUGUGUGAGCUCGCAUGUACUUGUCUGUGUGUUACCUUCAGUGUCAAUAGGUCCUGAAUACAUGUCUCUCUCUCUGUGUCUACAGGGUCACCUUCAGAACAUCCUGAAUACAUGUCUCUCUCUCUCUCUACAGGGUCACCUUCAGAACAUCCUGAAUACAUGUCUCUCUCUCCUCCUACAGGGUCACCUUCAGAACAUCCUGAAUACAUGGUCUCUCUCUGUGUCACCUUCAGAACAUCCUGAAUACAUGUCUCUCUCUCUGUUGUCUACGGUCACCUUCAGAACAUCCUGAAUACAUGUCUCUCUCCUCUCUCUACAGGGUCACCUUCAGCAACAUCCUGAAUACAUGUCUCUCUGGUGUUGUCUACAGGGUCACCUCAGAACAUCCUGAAUACCUGUCUCUCUCUGUGGUCUACAGGGUCACAUUCAGAACAUCCUGAAUACAGCUCUCUUGUGUGUCUACAGGGUCACUUCAGAACAUCUGAAUAACAUGUCUCUCUUAUCUGUGUCUAAAGGGUCACCUUCAGAACAUCCUGAAUUACAGGUCUCUCUCUUCUUACAGGGUUAACCUUCAGAACAUCCUGAAUAAUGUCUCUCUCUGUCUCAACAGGGUCACCUUCAGAACAUCCUGAAUACAUGUCUCUCUCUGUUCUCUACAGGGUCACCUUCAGAACAUCCUGAAUACAUGUCUCUCUCUGUCUCUACAGGGUAACCUUCAGAACAUCCUGAAUACAUGUCUCUCUCUGUCUCUACGGGUUACCUUCAGAACAUCCUGAAUACAUGUCUCUCUCUUGUCCUACGGGUCACCUUCAGAACAUCCUGAAUACAUGUCUCUCUCUGUCUCUACAGGGUCACCUUCAGAACAUCCUGAAUACAUGUCUCUCUCUGGUCUACAGGUCACCUUCAGAAACAUCCUGAAUACAUGUCUCUCUCUCUGUGUCUACAGGGUCACCUUCAGAACAUCCUGAAUACAUGUCUCUCUUGUCUCUACAGGGUCACCUUCAGAACAUCCUGAUACAUGUCCUCCUCUUCUGUUCUACAGGGUCACCUUCAGAACAUCCUGAAUACAUGUCUCUCUCUCGUGUCUACAUGGUCACCUUCAGAACAUCCUGAAUAACAUGUCUCUCUCUCUACAGGGUCACCUUUCAGAACAUCCUGAAUACAUGUCUCUCUCUCUGUGUCCUACAUGGGUCACCUUCAGAACAUCCUGAAUACAUGUCUCUCUCUCUGUGUCUACAGGGUCACCUUCAGAACAUCCUGAAUACAUGUCUCAUCUCUGUGUCUACAGGUCACCUUCAGAACAUCCUGAAUACAAUGUCUCUCUCUCUCUCUACAAGGGUCACCUUCAGAACAUCCUGAAUACAUGUCUCUCUCUCUGGUGUCUACAGGGUCACAUUCAGAACAUCCUGAAUACAUGUCUCUCUCUGUCUCUACAGGGUCACCUUCAGAACAUCCUGAAAUACAUGUCUCUCUCUCUCCUCUACAGGGUCACCUUCAGAACAUCCUGAAUACAUGUCUCUCUCUCUGUGUCUACAGGGUCACCUUCAGAACAUCCUGAAUACAUGUCCUCUCUCUCUGUGUCUACAGGGUCACCUUCAGAACAUCCUGAAUACAUGUCUCUCUCUCGUCUCUACAGGUCACCUUCAGAACAUCCUGAAUACAUGGUCUCUCUCUGUGUCUACAGGGGUCACCUUCAGAACAUCCUGAAUACAUGUCUCCAAAUACCAUCUCUCUGUCUCGACAGGGUCCAACCUUCAGAACAUCCGGAAUAAAUGUCCUCUCCUCUGUGUCUACAGGGUCACCCUUCAGAACAUCCCUGAAUACAUGUCUCUUCUCUGUGUCUAACAGGGUUCACCUUCAGAACAUCCUGAAUACAUGUCCUCUCUCUCUGUGCUCUACACAGGGUCACCCUUCAGAACAUCCUGACUACAUGUCUCUCUCUGUGUCGACCGGGUUCAACCGUCAGAACAUCCCGAAUGACAUGUCUCUCUCUGUGUGUCUACAGGGUCAACGCUUCAGAACAUCCUGAAAUACAUGUCUCUCUCUCUGUGUCUCCAGGGCACCAUUCAGAACAUCCUGAAAAUACAUGUCUCUCUCAUCUGUGUCUAGCAGGUCACCUUCAGAAACAGCCUGAAACAAUGGCUCUCUCUGUGUCUACAGGGUCCACCUUCAGAACAUCCUGAAUACCAUGUCCUCUCUUCUGUGUCCUACAGGGGUCACCUUCAGAACAGCGUGAAUAACAUGUCUCUCUCUCUACAGGGUCACCUUCUAAACAUCCUGAAUACAUGUCUCUCUCCUCUGUGUCUACAGGGUCACCUUCAGAACAUCCUGAAUACAUGUCUCUCUCUCUGGCUGUCUACAGGGUCACCUUCAUAACAUCCUGAUACAGUGUCUCUCUCUUCUGUCUCUACAGGGUCUCCACCUUCAGAACAUCCUGAAUACAUGUCUCUCUCUCUGUGUCUACAGGGUCACCUUCAGAACAUCCUGAAUACAUGUCUCUUCGUCCUGUGUCUGACUAGGUCCCUUCAGAACAUCCUGAAUACAGCUCUCUCGUCCUCAAAAUCCUGAAUCUGUCUCUCUGUGUCACCUUCAGAACAUCCUGAAUACAUGUCUCUUCUGUGUCUACAGGGUCACCUUCAGAACAUCCUGAAUCAUUCUCUACUCUGUGUCUCGUCACCUUCAGAACAUCCUGAAUACAUGUCUCUCUCUGUGUCUACAGGGUCACCUCAGAACAUCCUGAAUACAUGUCUCUCCUCUCGUGUCUACAGGGUCACCUUCAGAACAUCCUGAAUACCAUGUCUCUCUCUGUGUCUACAGGGUCACCUUCAGAACAUCCUGAAUACAUGUCUCUCUCCUCUGGGUCUACAGGGUCUCCUUCAGAACAUCCUGAAUACAUGUCUCUCUCUCCUGUCUACAGGGUCACCUUCAGAACAUCCUGAAUACAUGUCUCUCUCUGCUACAGGGUCACCUUCAGAAACAUCCUGAAUACAUGUCCUCUCUCUCUCUGUGUCUACAGGGUCACCUUCAGAACAUCCUGAAUACAUGUCUCCUCUCUGUGUCUACAGGGUCACCUUCAGAACAUCCUGAAUACAUGUCUCUCUCUCUUCUGUGUCUACAGGGUCACCUUCAGAACAUCCUGAAUACAUGUCUCUCUCUCUACAGGGUCACCUUCAGAACAUCCUGAAUACAUGGUCUCUCUCUCCUCUGUGUCUACAGGGUCACCUUCAGAACAUCCUGAAUACAUGUCUCUCUCUGUCUACAAGGGUCACCUUCAGAACAUCCUGAAUACAUGUCCUCUCUCUGUGUCUACAGGGUCACCUUCAGAACAUCCGAAUACAUGUCUCUCUCUCUCUCUGUGUCUACAGGCUCACCUUCAGAACAUCCUGAAAGCCAUGUCUCUCUCUCUGUGUCUACAGGGUCACCUUCAGAAACAUCCUGAAUAUACAUGUCUCUCUCUGUGUCUACAGGGUCACAUUCAGAACAUCCUGAAUACAUGUCUCUCUCUCUGUGUCUACAGGGUCACCUUCCAGAACAUCCUGAAUACAUGUCUCUCUCUGUGUUACAGGGGUCACCUUCAGAACAUCCUGAAUACAUGUCUCUCUCUGUGUCUACAGGGUCACAUUCAGAACAUCCUGAAUACAGUCUCUCUCUCUGUGUCUACAGGGUCACCUCAGAACAUCUGAAUACAUGUCUCUCUCUGUGUCUACAGGGUCACAUUCAGAACAUCAUCCUGAAUACAUGUCUCUCUCUCUGUGUCUACAGGGUCACCUUCAGAACAUCCUGAAUACAUGUCUCUCUCUCUGUGUCUACAGGUCACCUUCAGAACAUCCUGAAUACAUGUCUCUCUCUGUGUCUACAGGGUCACCUUCAGAACAUCCUGAAUACAUGUCUCUCUCUGUGUCUACAGGGUCACCUUCAGAACAUCCUGAAUACAUGUCUCUCUCUGUGUCUACAGGGUCACCUUCAGAACAUCCUGAAUACAUGUCUCUCUCUGUGUCUACAGGGUCACAUUCAGAACAUCCUGAAUACAUGUCUCUCUCUGUGUCUACAGGGUCACCUUCAGAACAUCCUGAAUAUGUGUGUGUGUAUUGUGUCUGUGUGUGUGUGUAAUUGGGGUUAGGGUGUGUGUGUGUGUAAUUGGGUUUAGGGUGUGUAAUGUGUGUGUAAUUGGGGUUAGGGUGUGUAAUGUGUGUGUAAUUGGGGUUAGGGUGUGUAAUGUGUAUAAUGUGUUUAUGCCAGGUCUGGUAUCCAGUGAGAAAGCCAGUCUGUCCUUCCUGGUCUCCUAGAGGGGUUAGGGUUAGGGUGUGUAAUGUGUGUGUAAUUGGGGUUAGGGUGUGUAAUGUGUGUAAUUGGGGUUAGGGUGUGUAAUGUGUGUGUAAUUGGGGUUAGGGUGUGUAAUGUGUGUAAUUGGGGUUAGGGUGUGUAAUGUGUGUGUAAUUGGGGUUAGGGUGUAUAAUGUGUGUGUAAUUGGGGUUAGGGUGUGUAAUGUGUAUAAUGUGUUUAUGCCAGGUCUGGUAUCCAGUGAGAAAGCCAGUCUGUCCUACCUGGUCUCAGCUCCUAGAGGAGGUAAUGUGGCGGUGGUGGCUGUAGGGGGCGCUCCAGAGUCUCUAGACGCCCGGCCAGGAGCUCUCACCCUUCAGGUUCUACACCGCAAGGGAUUCAUCAAACUGGCACUCAAACACGGG